GUGUCAAAUUGAUAGAAGUUCUGCCUGCUGAAGUCAGAAGUGCUUGCUGAAGCCCCGGGUUUCAUGUAAAGAAAAACAAUUGAGUUUGGUUUACAAGUAAAUAAGGAGUCCUCCUAUUUGUUCGUACUUCGUAUUCCCAAUUUCUUCAAAAUGGUUGUGCGUCAGUACAAUGAAGAAUUGAAGUAUCUUGAAAAGAUCAAUCCAUAUUGCUGGAGAAUCAAAAAGGGUUUUCAGCCUAACAUGAACGUGGAAGGAGUUUUUUACGUAAAUUCGACUCUUGAAAAGUUAAUGUUAGACGAGUUGAAGAAUUCCUGUAGACCAGGAAUGACUGGAGGUUUUCUCCCGGGUGUGAAGCAAAUUGCGAAUGUAGCGGCUUUACCGGGUAUCGUGGGCCGGUCUAUUGGUUUGCCGGAUGUACACUCUGGAUAUGGUUUCGCUAUAGGGAAUAUGGCAGCUUUUGAUAUGGCUGAUCCACAGUCAAUUGUCUCUCCUGGGGGUGUGGGUUUUGAUAUUAACUGUGGAGUCCGCCUAUUAAGAACCAAUCUCCAUGAGAAAGAUGUCCAGCCUAUUAAGGAGCAACUUGCACAGAGUUUAUUUGACCACAUCCCAGUUGGUGUGGGGUCUAAGGGAAUAAUUCCUAUGAAUGCCAGAGACCUAGAAGAAGCUCUAGAAAUGGGAAUGGACUGGUCUCUCAGGGAGGGUUAUGUCUGGGCUGAAGACAAGGAACAUUGUGAGGAGUAUGGGCGUAUGUUAAAUGCUGAUCCUUCCAAAGUCAGUCUGCGUGCCAAAAAGAGAGGUUUACCACAGCUGGGUACCUUGGGUGCUGGUAACCAUUAUGCAGAGAUUCAAGUAGUAGAUGAAAUCUAUGAUAAAUAUGCUGCUGGAAAAAUGGGUAUUGAACGACUUGGGCAAGUGUGUGUAAUGAUUCAUUCUGGAAGUAGAGGGUUUGGCCAUCAAGUAGCUACUGAUGCUCUUGUUCAGAUGGAGAAAGCUAUGAAAAGAGAUCAGAUUGAGACAAAUGAUAGGCAGCUGGCUUGUGCUAGAAUCAAUUCUGUUGAAGGUCAAGACUAUCUCAAGGCAAUGGCAGCAGCUGGUAACUUUGCGUGGGUCAAUAGAAGUUCAAUGACAUUCUUGACCCGCCAAGCAUUUGCCAAGCAAUUUAAAAUGGCACCUGAUGACCUGGAUAUGCAUGUCAUAUAUGAUGUAUCCCAUAACAUUGCAAAGAUGGAAGAACAUGUUGUAGAUGGAAAAGUUAAGACCUUAUUAGUACACAGAAAGGGUUCUACAAGAGCUUUUCCUCCACACCACCCACUCAUACCUGUGGAUUAUCAGUUGACUGGUCAGCCAGUCCUGAUUGGUGGAACUAUGGGCACAUGCAGUUAUGUAUUGACUGGCACUCACCAGGGCAUGACUGAAACAUUUGGCUCUACCUGUCAUGGAGCUGGUCGAGCUUUAUCCCGGGCAAAGUCGAGGAGGAACAUAGAUUACAAAGAAGUUCUCACAAAAUUAGAGGAACUGGGUAUUUCUAUUAGAGUUGCAUCACCAAAGUUGGUUAUGGAAGAGUCUCCUGAAUCUUACAAGAACGUCACAGACGUAGUUAAUACUUGCCAUGCCGCUGGCAUCAGUAAGAAAACUGUGAAGUUACGACCUAUUGCAGUUAUCAAAGGCUGAUGUCAUUUUGUAUUUUUGAUUGUAUUGCAAUAUUUUCAUGUAACCACGAGACUACUUAAGUGAUAUUGUAUUUUUACUAUUAUUUAUAUAUACAUAAAAAUACUUAUUUUUAAUUUAAGUGAUUUUCAUACUUAAGUUUGCAUUUCUAAAUAAAAUAACAUAAAUAUUUA
Molecule: messenger RNA, 1841 nt
Organism: Helicoverpa zea (corn earworm)
Lineage: Eukaryota; Metazoa; Arthropoda; Insecta; Lepidoptera; Noctuidae
Gene: RtcB
Product: RNA-splicing ligase RtcB homolog
Exons: 5
Coding region: 151-1671 (506 amino acids)
Biological process (GO): tRNA splicing, via endonucleolytic cleavage and ligation
Cellular component (GO): nucleus; tRNA-splicing ligase complex
Molecular function (GO): RNA ligase (ATP) activity
Source: RefSeq, a predicted model, not a curated record